Messenger RNA from Trametes versicolor FP-101664 SS1, 597 nucleotides. Its product is annotated as DUF962-domain-containing protein. Lineage: Eukaryota; Fungi; Basidiomycota; Agaricomycetes; Polyporales; Polyporaceae. Bases 1 to 597 code for a protein of 198 amino acids. Gene Ontology annotation, cellular component: endoplasmic reticulum. The transcript is spliced from 5 exons. The record is from RefSeq and is a predicted model, not a curated record. Gene Ontology annotation, biological process: sphingoid catabolic process.
AUGCCCGCCUCCAGCCUCGUUGACGUCAAGCACCAGCUCACGUUCUACGGUGCCUACCAUGACCAUCCGAUCAACGUCGUAAUUCAUAUGAUCUUCGUCCCUGCCAUCCUCUGGUCGGCUCUCAUCCUCGGCUCGCAUGCCCCCUGGCCCGAGUUCUUCCCGCAACUCCACCUCACCCUCAACGACUACUUCGCGUUCGACCUCAACUGGUCCGGCCUCUGGGUCGUCUUCGUCGGCCUCUACUACUACCUCCUCGAGCCCACCGCUGCCCUCAUCUACACGCCCGAGUGGCUCGUCAUCGGGCUCAACGCCGCCGCGUACGCGCGCAAGCCCGAGGGCCUCAAGAACGCGCUGCUUCUGCACGUCGCGUCCUGGGUCGCGCAGUUCUCGGGGCACUUCUUCGCGGAGGGCCGCUCGCCGGCGCUCCUCGAUAACCUGCUUGGGGCUCUGGUGCUCGCGCCGUUCUUCGUGCACCUCGAGAUCCUCUUCAAGCUCGGCUACAAGCCCCAGCUGCGCGAGAACAUCCAUCAGAGCGUCAAGCAGACGAUCGCGGACAUCAAGACGUCAGAGGCUCAGUCCAAGAAGAAGCAACUUUAA